AUGACGUUUUUGAUGAUGGCGGGGCUACAGGCCAUGCCAGAGGAGGAGGAACUCCGAAACACGUGCGUUCCGUUCUGGAACAACAUCGCCCUCAUCUUUGUCAAGCUCAACAAACACGCGUUGGCGCGCGACAAGUGUGACCUUGUGCUGAGCGUGGACAAGGACAACGCCAAGGCCCUCUUCCGCAAGGCACAGUUGUUUGCGCCACUCCUGCACCGUGCACGCAUGGAGCAGCAGCGGGACAGGGAACAGCAAGCCGAAAUGUACAAGCGUAUGAUGGGUUCUGCGCUUGAUCCGAGCAAACCUGGGAACGGCGAUGAUGAGGACGAGGAUGACGGCGAGGAAAUGGACGAGGCAGCGCUGGAAGAGUGGCGAAAAGGCCACCUGAUGCGCGGUCUCACGUGGGCUGCCGUUGCCGCUGUGUGCGCCAUCCUGAUUCGUUACUUGCUCAGCUAG
Salpingoeca rosetta is the source of this 456-nucleotide messenger RNA. RefSeq lists its product as uncharacterized. The transcript is spliced from 4 exons. The record is from RefSeq and is a predicted model, not a curated record. NCBI's taxonomy places the organism in Eukaryota, Choanoflagellata, Craspedida, Salpingoecidae. Gene Ontology annotation, molecular function: protein binding. The coding region runs from base 1 to 456 and encodes 151 amino acids.